Messenger RNA from Diospyros lotus (date-plum), 2288 nucleotides. Its product is annotated as serine carboxypeptidase-like 34. Gene Ontology annotation, biological process: proteolysis. Gene Ontology annotation, cellular component: vacuole. Lineage: Eukaryota; Viridiplantae; Streptophyta; Magnoliopsida; Ericales; Ebenaceae. The record is from RefSeq and is a predicted model, not a curated record. Gene Ontology annotation, molecular function: serine-type carboxypeptidase activity. Bases 343 to 1791 code for a protein of 482 amino acids. The transcript is spliced from 10 exons.
AAGGGGAGGAGAUAUGGAUAGAUGGAAAUAUUAACAACUAGCAAGAUGGGGGGCUGCAGCUAGCAAGAAGGUCAUUACUUCCAAAGUCGAAAUCUCCAAGAUGAAAGGAAUGAAAAAGAUUGAAUCUUUCUUGAUUAGUUAAAUGCUUAAACAGCAAUGCAACAGAUAAUAAUUAUCUGUCUUUCCUUGCCGGCCCUGCAACUAUAUAAACCACACAAGCUCUCUUGACAACAACUUACACAAGAUAUAUAGCCACCAGGCCCACCACACAAGGGAGAGAAAGAGAGAUAGAGAGGGAGGGAGAGAGAGAGAGAGAGAGUGGCUGCUUCAGUAACAUCUUCCAUGAAUCUUCAUCUUCAUCUUGUUCUGGUUCUGAUCUUUGCUGGAGCAGCUUCUUCUUCUUGGGCCCGGGUCGAACCAGGGCAAUUGAACAGGGAGGUGUUGAGAGAGCAAGAGGCAGAUAGAGUGAUUAAGCUUCCAGGGCAGCCUCAAGUGGGCUUCAAGCAAUAUGCAGGCUAUGUUACAGUCAAUCAGAGCCAUGGAAGAGCACUGUUCUAUUGGUUCUUUGAGGCCACCACUCAACCAGAGAGGAAACCCCUCCUCCUGUGGCUCAAUGGAGGCCCAGGAUGUUCAUCCAUUGGGUAUGGGCAAUCGGAAGAGCUUGGACCCUUUUUCCCUCAGAAAGGAAAACCAGAGUUGAAGUUCAACAAUUACACAUGGAGUAGAGCUGCGAACCUGCUGUUUCUGGAAUCUCCAGUGGGAGUUGGGUUUUCAUAUACGAAUACUAGCAGCGAUAUAAGGGAGCUUGGAGACACGAUUGCAGCCAAGGAUGCCUACACAUUUCUGGUCAACUGGUUCCGAAGGUUCCCCCAGUUCAAGUCACACGAGUUCUACAUCGCCGGCGAAAGCUAUGCAGGGCACUAUGUUCCGCAGCUUUCAGAACUGAUCUUCGACAAUAACAAGAAUGCUUCCCAGGCUGACUACAUAAACUUCAAAGGUUUUAUGAUUGGCAAUGCUCUGCUCGACGACGAGACGGACCAGACGGGAAUGGUCGACUACGCGUGGGACCACGCGGUGAUAUCGGACCGGGUUUACGGCGACGUGAAGAGCAGGUGCAACUUCAGCGACCCUCAUCCCUCCGACGACUGCAACAACGCCCUGAACGAGUACUUCGACGUCUACAAAAUCAUCGACAUGUACAGCCUGUAUGCGCCCACCUGCGUGGAGGGCAAUUCCAGCGUUAGCGCCAUUCGGCAGCUGCCCGUGCUCCACGGCACCGCCCCCCACUUAUUUUCCAAGAUUAACGGGUGGCACAAGAAGCCAACUGGGUACGAUCCAUGCGCAUCUGACUACACGGAGGCGUACAUGAAUAGACCAGACGUUCAGCAGGCGCUCCAUGCCAAUCUCACCAAUAUUCCCUAUCCCUGGACUCAUUGCAGUAAUAACAUUACUUUUUGGAACGAUUCACCCUCCUCCAUACUUCCCAUCAUCAAGAAGCUUGUUGAUGGAGGCCUUCGGGUGUGGGUCUACAGCGGUGACGUGGAUGGAAGAAUCCCAGUGACAGCAACGAGACUAACGUUGCGAAAGCUUGGAUUGAAAACCAUUCAAGAAUGGACUCCCUGGUACACUAACCAUCAACAGGUUGGAGGGUGGACAAUUCAGUACGAUGGGUUAAUGUUCGUGACAAUCAGAGGAGCCGGACACCAAGUCCCUACUUUUAAGCCCCUGCAGUCCCUUCAAUUAGUGAAGCACUUCUUGGCCAAUAAGAAGUUGCCAUCUGGCCCCUAUUAAUUUUCCCCAAUUGUCCUCUUACACGUCAGUGAAAGCCACAGGUUAAUUCGGAGUCCAUCCCAACUGCCCCUGCCUUUUUCCCCUUCUGUUUAGGCCAUUGCUUUCGUCGUUGACUUGUACUUUAAAUUCAAAAGUUAAGAGAUUUACGAUUUAGUAAUUGAAAUGAAGUUGAAUUAAAAUAUUUUUUAUUCUAAUAAAAAAUAAUGUAUAAUUUGAUUUAUAAUAUAUUUUCAUGACACAUUAUGAAUUUAUUUUAAAUCGUAAUCAAAUUUUUAAGAUACAUAAUAUAAUUUAAUAUGUUAUGAGUAAAUAUCUAUUAAAAAAUAAUAAGCUUAAACUAAAAAUAAUCCAAAAUACAACUCAGGUCUGAUUUUUGAGCGACUUAAACGUCUUUUGAAAUCGCAAACUUGCUCUGAGAGACUAGGUCUUUUGAAAAUCAUAAGCUCGGAAAGAUUUCGAUCUCUUGGGAAAAUCUCUUCAAAAGUCUUGAUAUUCAA